Molecule: messenger RNA, 516 nt
Organism: Cotesia congregata
Lineage: Eukaryota; Metazoa; Arthropoda; Insecta; Hymenoptera; Braconidae
Source: the annotation of a GenBank genome assembly
ACGACGCACGCAAUCGUAGUUUGCACUCGUUUCGUCCUUUCAGCUACCAUGGCGGACCAAGUAGAGCGUGCUUUCUUGAGACAACCAGCGAUUCCAUUGUUUCGCAAGAGCUUGACCAAGCAAAAGACUAAGGCUGUUGAGAGAUACACUCGCGAUGUAGGACUUGGCUUCAAAACUCCGCGUGAGGCAUCCGAGGGAACUUACAUUGACAAAAAAUGCCCAUUCACUGGCAAUGUAUCAAUCCGUGGACGCAUCUUGACUGGCGUCGUCCAGAAGAUGAAAAUGCAGCGUACUAUUGUCGUAAGACGUGAUUACUUGCACUACGUUCGUAAAUACUCACGUUUCGAAAAACGCCACAGAAACAUGAGUGUCCAUCUUUCACCAUGCUUCCGUGAUGUGGAAAUUGGAGACACUGUUACGAUUGGUGAAUGCCGGCCUUUGAGUAAAACUGUGCGCUUCGUCGUGUUGAAGGUGUCCAAGAGUACCAGCUCCAAAAAGAGCUUCAAGAAGUUCUAA